This is a messenger RNA of Annulohypoxylon maeteangense, 2653 nucleotides long. Its product is annotated as S-adenosyl-L-methionine-dependent methyltransferase. The transcript is spliced from 2 exons. Lineage: Eukaryota; Fungi; Ascomycota; Sordariomycetes; Xylariales; Hypoxylaceae. Bases 168 to 2432 code for a protein of 754 amino acids. The record is from RefSeq and is a predicted model, not a curated record. Gene Ontology annotation, cellular component: nucleus. Gene Ontology annotation, molecular function: methyltransferase activity.
CACCAAUAUCAUAUUAUUUCUUAUUAGAAUACUACUAAAAGAACAGUAUCUUAAGUUCCGGUGCUAUUAUAUCUUUGUAAUUAAAAAUCACAGUAUACCUGUAAUUUCACACUACUUCAUCUCACUAAUGGUGUUCUUGCGCCCCCCUUUUCUGGUUAAACUUGAAUAUGGUAUCUUCAGUAGUCGAAGUAUCAUCUCAUACCCCUUGGGUGUCAGUUAAUGAGGAUAAGUGGGAGGAAGAAGAGCAGUGCGGCAACGAGGAUCAGGCAGAAUUUGAACGUCGCUUUAAAGAAGCUUCUAAAAUAUCUAGGCCCCCUACUAUUGAUCUCACCGAAGAGCAGGGAGAAGAAAUCGACCGAGUAGAGCUAGCUUUCGAGGAGAAGUUGGAGCCUGAGGUUGCUAAGGUCAUUGAAGUCAUCGAUCUAACCACAGGGAAUGUACGGCGAAGACCACGCAAGGUGACCAGUCCGCCGAAAAGAAACUCUUCCAUAAGCUUGCCAGACAGGUGCCUAGAUAGCUACAGCUAUAAUGGCCUAGAACUCAAGCCUGGAGGGGCGAUCGAGAUGAUCCCAAUUCCACAUCUCCGGCAUGCUUCAUUCCUGCUCAUUCAACUAAUCAUCCACACGGAAUCCGGUGUCAUACUUCGGGGGCUCCCACUUACUCGUACAAGGAAUUUACGGGGACAGUUGCCGCGACUUCGCAAUGAGGUUGCAUUGGUCCUUGAGAUUGAUAGGGACGACCUCAGACCCUACAGAGAGCAAGCUGCCAUCGAGAUCCCCUUGCGUGCGAUCAUCAAGCAUAGAGUCUGCCUCAUCACCAACAAGCCUUUUCCAGAGCAUCGCUUUGCUAGCAAGAUCUACGAGAGUAUUCAGGAUGUCGAAGAUAGAGGGGUUCUAAUCUGCCGUUGGAAGGUUAGAUAUGUCUGGGGAGAUGCUGCUAAGCGCUGCAACAAGAAGCCGCCUAAUGAGUUUUCUAUAUCGCGCAUGAUCUCCGAGGAAGUCCAUAAAGAGAGGUAUCGUACUUCUGAUUCAUACCUGAUGAACGCAUGGCGGGGUGGGAAAGUCCGCGGAGGUUCCUACAUCCCGGACGAACCAGAUAGCUCGCGCCUAAUGGUCAACGUCGACGACUCUGAAAAUCAAGAUGACACGAAAGGGGACGAUUGGAUACCGAGGAAGCCUGGCCAACAGUACACUUUCGCCGACAUGUUCUGCGGUGCCGGAGGAGCGUCCUGUGGCGCCAAGAAAGCCGGUUUGCGUAUCAUGCUAAGCGUCGAUAACGCGCAGGGGGCGUGUAAUACAUACCGCAUGAUGUAUCCGGAAGCAGAUUUACGCCAGCAAGACAUGUAUGACUUCAUAAUUGAGAUGAGGCAUUCUCAUCUUCAUGUCGACGUGCUUCAUCUCUCGCCGCCAUGUCAGUAUUGGUCUCCAGCCCACACAACCCCCGGUGUCGACGACGACGCCAAUAUUGCCAUCUUGUUUGCUUGUCACGAGCUAGUUAAGAUUCUACGCCCACGGGUAUUUACUGUAGAGCAGACAUUCGGCAUUCUCCAUCCAAGGUUCGAAUAUUACUUCAACUCUUUAAUCCAAGGGUUCACGCGACACGACUAUUCCAUUAGCUGGAAAGUGGUCAAUUUGCUGACUUGGGGCGCACCGUCGCAACGUAACCGUUUGAUCAUGAUAGGUGCUUGUAUAGGGGAAGGGCUACCCCCUUUUCCGGUCCAGACACAUUCAGAAGAACCAGUGGAGGGAGACGGAACAAAGCCGUACAGAACAGUUCAGCAAAUGCUCCAGACAAUCCCUCGUAGCGCUAGAAGGGAUGACGAGCUCCACAGUCCAGACAAAAUGAAGCGCUAUCUAAGACCACGAUGGGAUCCUAAAGUACCUCUCCUUCGUACUAUAACCUGUAGCGGCGGUGUAGGCAAUUACCACUAUACUGGAUUGAGAGAUUUUACGCUUCGAGAGUAUGCAGUGUUGCAGGGCUUCCCCCCAGACUACGAUUUCCGGAAGCCAUCACAGAAGAGGCAGAUCGGAAACGCAUUCCCACCCCUUGUUGUCAAGCAGCUCUACAAGCACCUCCGAAGGUGGCUAGAGCAGAAGGACCGCGUGCAUGCUGACAACGGCGAGCUUUCGGGGUCCGAAGAUGAGGAAUAUAAGACCGAUUCUGAUGCAGCUAACCGCGAGCUGGAAAGUGACGAUGACGAUUUGCAGUAUCUUGGUGAGCGAGGAAUCGAUAGACAAUUAAGCCUAAGCGAGGUGGAGUUCCUGGGAGGACGAAAGCUGACUCAACAAGCCAGUAUCCUGACUAUUAACUCGGAAUCAGAGGAUGGUAUGGAAAUCGACGCAAUGAGCCAAGAUGUUCUUAGCCCGAGCACUUGUAUUGACGUGGCCCAGACAAAAGGGGGAGGUCGCGAUAGUCCCAUCGAGCUUGACUGAAGUUGAGGGGUAUUCUUUCUACUCAGUUCGUGAGCGUAGCUUUAGACCUGGGUAAGGGGCAUCGGACGUAGCCAUCUCCAGGGGAUGUUUCCUGGAAUAAAAGGGCUGGUAGAAAACGGGAGGCAUGGUUUAGACAUGUUGUAAGAUGAUUAUAGAGGUAAGGCUUCUGAUCCUAGAACAACUGACGCCACAAUAGCUUCGUUGUUCUAACUUGCACAAGC